AUGUCUUUCCCAUUUUUUGUCGUGGCCUAUGAGCCAGGUUAUGACACAGUUCCACCAUCCUCUCUUACUUUGAAUAGUGCCAUCAGUGAGAUCAGAAAUACAAAGAUAGCUGACAGUGGAAACUACACCUGUGAUUUUCCAAAGAUUCAACCAAGACAAACCUUCUACAUUGAGCUUGUUGUUGGAGCAGCUCCAAAGCCGUACAUCAGGACACUGAAUGCCACAGAGUACAGGGCUCUGCUGCAGUGUGAGGUUAAAGGUGCUUCUCCUAAACCUAAAGUAGAGUGGAAGGACAGUGCUGGAAACAUCCUUCCUGCUGAGGAGCCACAGGUCUCAGACAGAGGAGGACGUUACUACGUUACCCUCCUCACCACUGUGACCAAGACCGACCACUACCACUGUGUAGUCACACAGGAGGAAAUCCACCAUCAGACUCAUUCUGAGACCUACGUGUUCAUCAAUGGUGAGAUUUCUUUCUUCGUGUGUCAACGAUCCUCCCCUGCGGUGAUUAAAGCUGAUUACUGCUGUGCACAGGGUGUGGGACUGCUCCUACACUGGACUGAGAGCAGCUUGGUGACCCCCCACCCCAUCUAG
This is a messenger RNA of Morone saxatilis (striped sea-bass), 594 nucleotides long. Its product is annotated as butyrophilin-like protein 1. The record is from RefSeq and is a predicted model, not a curated record. The transcript is spliced from 4 exons. NCBI's taxonomy places the organism in Eukaryota, Metazoa, Chordata, Actinopteri, Moronidae. The coding region runs from base 1 to 594 and encodes 197 amino acids.